This is a messenger RNA of Protopolystoma xenopodis, 663 nucleotides long. NCBI's taxonomy places the organism in Eukaryota, Metazoa, Platyhelminthes, Monogenea, Polystomatidea, Polystomatidae. The record is from the annotation of a GenBank genome assembly.
AUGAAUUUAAAAUUUUUAUAUUUAAUUUGCCGCAAUUUUUUAGUUCUUACUUACCUCUUCACUUGGUUUCUAUCAUUUUUAUCUGUUGGCUUUGAAUUUUUCAGCCUUAUCUGUAACUUAGCAGCCAGCACAAGUCGCCAUUUGGCUCCUGCCAGCCUUGUACCUGAAGAGAUAUAUUCGGACGCCUCGGUUUCUGAGACCAGUCCGUCUAUUUCAGGAGUCGGAGCUCAGAAUUGCGCAUUGCCAUCUGGUCACCCAAUAGUCCCAUCCUCAUGUUCUGUCGCUGUUUCCUCCUCCACUUUUCCUGCUACUUUAGGCUCUCAUCAGCCCAUAGCAGAGCACAGGGAUCCACAGAGCUGUUUGCCUGCACUACCAAAUAGCAGGCUCAUAACAUCCGAUGCUACUUCUGGGCCUACCUUGUCCAGUCGAAUUUCUAUGCCGGAACCAAAUCAACUGUCGCCAUCAGAUGAAGAUUCAGAAUAUCCCAAAAAUGGGCAGCCAGAAGCCGGUUUUGGGGCCCAAGCUGGCGUAAGUCUGCGACGAUUUCCUGCUCCGAUGGAGCGCCGCAGGGCUGCUGCUAAAGCAAGGGGCGGCACUAUACCAAAGACGGUCACUUCUGCCCGACCAUCUGUGGCGCCGCGGCGCAGGUUGGUUAUUUUCUAA